Molecule: messenger RNA, 8293 nt
Organism: Mercenaria mercenaria
Lineage: Eukaryota; Metazoa; Mollusca; Bivalvia; Venerida; Veneridae
Product: galactose-3-O-sulfotransferase 2-like
Exons: 4
Coding region: 264-1673 (469 amino acids)
Biological process (GO): glycolipid biosynthetic process
Cellular component (GO): membrane
Molecular function (GO): galactosylceramide sulfotransferase activity
Source: RefSeq, a predicted model, not a curated record
AUUAGUGUUGAAUGACUUGAAUUAAAUAAUUACCAGAACAUCCUGGUCAUUCUGGGUCAUGAUGGAAAACGUUGACGUUAAAGUAGUGAAUUGAAAAUCUACCUUGUGUGUUGGUUUUAAAGUCACGCUGAUAAAGUUCAUGUCUUAUAACGGAUGUUCCAGCUUAUAUAUGUGUUAACAGUAGGACUAUACUCAUAUGUAUCGUAGUCGUGCACGUAUGGUGUACCAUUUGGAUCAAAUGUACAAGGGUACAAGUGGGAUUAAUGAAAUUUUAUCUGCAGAGAUGUCUGGUACCUAAAUUCAAGUUGUACUCUCGCUGGUGUCGCAGAAUGCCGACGGAUGCCCCUUGGCAGAUGUUUGUUCAAGUUGGGAAGAGCAGGCCGUUUCUAUUAUUUGUAAUAUUGGUAUUGCUGGUCUUCUUGUUUAGUCACUAUGUGGCAUCAUCUGGUGGCGUAGGUAUUGUAAUCGCCCAGUUUCCGGCCGCUAACAACCAACUGCAUAGCAACCAGUCCGUACUGAAUGCCUUGUAUAGCGAUUCACUGCCUAACGGGGACAAUGUCAAGGACGUUAAAACUAAUGAAACUGUUGAGAAAAAUACCCUUAGAAACGUUCAAGAAGGAUUAAUAGUGGAAACUAACAACGGUAGAAAAUGCAGUGAAAAGAAGUUCGAUGUUAGUUUUCUAAAAGUUCACAAAGCUGGAAGUACAACGCUUAUGAACAUUUUCCUACGAUUUGCUAUUGAACAUAAGCUAAAUAUAGUUCUUCCACGAAAAUCAACAGGAUACGGGUUUAAUUACUUAGGAUAUGGAGAGACUGUUUCCAAAAAUAAAAUAGUUCCACUUCCGGCGAACGAAACUUACAAUAUUCUGUGCAAUCACGUGGUCUAUAAUAGAGAAGCUUUUCAUUCCAUAAUGCCGGACGACACAGUCUACGUCGGAAUAAUCCGAGAACCAGUCAGUCAUUUUACGUCUGCUGCGUCAUAUUAUGGGUUCUACAAACAUUUACGAGAAUUGUCAGCAGGUAAUCUUUCUCAGGAAAAGGUUGUUAGUGAAUUUUUGAAAAAUCCUUUACAGACAAGAAUACAAACAUACUUUGUUUACAACCGGAUGUCUUUUGACUUUGGAAUUCCAAAACUCAAGUUCCAUGAUGAUACGUAUGUUGACAAAUACAUCGAAGAAGUUGAUAGAGAUUAUUCACUAGUGCUGAUAUUAGAACAUUUUCAAGAAUCUUUGGUUCUCAUGAAACGGAUAUUAUGUUGGGACACAAAAGAUAUUUUGUACGUCCCACUUAAUGCUAUGAGAAAUAAACCAGAAUUUGAUUUAGACAGUAAAGACCUUGAAAAUCUCAGGAAAUGGAAUAGUGCCGAUUUUAAAUUGUAUGAACAUUUUUAUAAAGUGUUUACUAUAAAGGUUGAAUCUCAAGGUAAUGAUUUAAAAGAGGAAGUGGAAAGCUUCAAAAUAAUACAAGGAGAGGUGAUAACAUUUUGCAACAAAGCAGUUGGACAGAGAAAUACUACUGCUAUUUUUACAGUCCCUAAAACUAAAUGGGGUGAGAGUUUUACGGUAACAUUGAAGGAUUGUAGACUUAUGAUGGAGCCCGAGUUGCCGAUGAUGAAACGGUUGAUAGAAAAUGCAUGGUCACGGUAUUCUGCGUCAAAAGCAAAGAAAUUGUAAGAAUGAAAAGUAAUAAUGAAAUGACAGAUCAAUGCAUGCAGUAAUUGACGGUCCUUGGUGGUAAAAUCAGUUUGCUGUAGACCAGUCUCAUAACUGAGGCAUCCGAUUGGUUGUUCGUUGGUACAAUCUGCAUUGGCCAAUGGAAAAUUUGAAUUUAGAGACUGGUCUCUAGACUGACUUUUAUAAUCAUUAACGUUAACCGAAUAUCAAAAGUACAGUCGAAGUCUUUCUCACUUACCAGAAGUCUGCAGUGGUUCGUCACCUGAAUAUUGAACCACUGGUAGAUGGGAAGACGCUGAAACUCGAUACCUCGGUGAUCUUUUUAGCUCAUCUGAUUUUUUGAAAAAAAAUGAUGAGUUAUUGUCAUCACUUGAGCGGUUGUCGGCGUCGGCGUCUGCGUCGGCGUUGCCUGGUUAAGUUUUAUGUUUAGGUCAGCUUUUCUCCUAAACUAUCAAAGCUAUUGCUUUGAAACUUGGAAUACUUGUUCACCAUCAUAAGCUGACCCUGUAUAGCAAGAAACAUAACUCCAUCUUGCUUUUUGCAAGAUUUAUGGCCCCUUUUGUACUUAGAAAAUAUCAGAUUUCUUGGUUAAGUUUUAUGUUUAGGUCAACUUUUCUCCUAAACUAUCAAAGCUAUUGCUUUGAAACUUGGAAUACUUGUUCACCAUCAUAAGCAGACCCUGUACAUCAAGAAACAUAACUCCAUCUUGCUUUUUGCAAGAUUUAUUGCCCCUUUUGGACUUAGAAAAUCAGUUUUCUUGGUUAAGUUUUAUGUUUAGGUCAGCUUUUAUCCUAAACUAUCAAAGCUAUUGCUUUAAAACUUGCAACACUUGUUCACCAUCAAAAGUUAACCCUGUAUAGCAAUAAACAUAACUCCGUCCUGCUUUUUGCAAGAUUUAUGGCCCCUUUUGGACUUAGAAAAUAUCAGAUUUCUUGGUUAAGUUUUAUGUUUAGGUCAACUUUUUCUCUUAAACUAUCAAAGCUAUUGCUUUGAAACUUGCAACACUUGUUCACCAUCAUAAGCUGACCCUGUACAGCAAGCAACAUAACUCCAUCCUGCUUUUUGCAAUAAUUAUUUCCCCUUUUGGACUUAGAAAAUCAUUUUCUUGGUUGAGUAUUAUGUUUAAGUCAACUUUUCUCAUAAACUAUCAAAGCUAUUGCUUUAAAACUUGCAACAGUUUUUACCAUCAUAAGUGGACACUGUACAUCAAGAAACAUAACUCUAUCCUGCUUUUUGCAAGAAUGAUGGCCCUUUUUAGACUUAGAAAAUCAUGGGUAGGACAAUAUUUCUAUUACACAAAAAAAAUCAGAUGAGCGUCAGCACCCGCAAGGCGGUGCUCUUGUUUUUAUUUAACUUAGUUAAACAGCUUGUUAGAUACCAAAUGUUAUAGCGCUUCAGUUUUGGCCUUUGAGUAUAAAAAAGAAGUUGGAUACCUUUGUCCAAGGCUAUAAAGCUGAGUUUUGAAACCAGUCUUAGAACCCCGUAUCUGAUUGGUUGGUUCUGAACUCCAUUUUUGAAAUUGACAGAUGGGGAUGUUGUUUUUCAAGAGACUCGUUUCCAUUCUUAUUUUAUAACCUUGUAGACAGGGUUGGUAUCCGAACUAGGGAAGGCACAGGCCUGGUAUUUAUGUUUCAGUCACAUUUUGCAUGUCAGAAAUACUGUAAGCGUUUAAUAAUGGUUUAUUUUUGAUGUAAUCAGUAUUUAUGCAUUGUCUAGGGUGUGCAGCAUAGUGUAAUCUGUACGAGGUUGAUAUGUUUAGUAGUGAGUUAGUAGCAGGAGAAAGUCUGCAAGUUGUGUUAGUGAAACAAUGUUUGUGCGUGCGUGUUUGUGUAGGAUCUCAUAAUGGACAAUCAUUUUAGUGUUAUGAUCUGUAAAAGUUCACCCGUUUUGACGAGAUUGUUCCGCUCGUUUUUUGAGUGGCGUUACCAUUACCUUAUACAUUUUUAUAAGACUUAACUUUACUUAUAUACGGUAGUUUUGUGUAUUAAGUUGUAUGACACCUAUGUCUUUCGUGAUACAGAGUCAAAACAGUUGCUUUUCUGUGAUGUUAACAUUGACCUGUAUUAUUCUUUUUCAUUUUCAUAACAUAAAAAAUCAAGGUUACAUUUAGCUUAAUUUCCCCAUAGGCCUACAUGUUACGGGUCCGUUCUAUGACGUUAUUUUGGGGAUCUAGGUUUAAGACCAGCCUUAAAACCCGUGCAUUAUGAUUUGUUCGUGGUAACUUUUUACCUUAGUAUGAACAUAUAGCGUAAUCAGACUGGUAACAUACACUCUGAAGCAUCAGCAGAGUGGUUUCUUAUUAUCGCAUAUUUCUGCCACCAGAUAGGUAGGUAGCUAACGCGAUAAUAGAGUAAACUUUCUAGGAAAUGUGUGCAGUUUUCUGAAAACAUUUUAGCAAUAACUGAUAUUUUCUAGAUAUUUAUUCUACAUUUGUAUCUAGCGCAAAAUGUUGUGUUAAUGUUUGAAACUACCACGAGAUGCUUGGUAGCUAUCACUACAAUAUUCAUAAUUUCCAGGAAAGAUGUGCAUUAUUCUGAAAAUAUUAUCCCACUAAAUUAUUUUUAGCUCGACUAUUCGAAGAAUAAGUAGAGCUAUCCUACUCACCACGGCGUCGGCGUUGGCGUCGGCGUCGGCGUCGGCGUCACACCCUGGUUAAGUUUUUCGUACCAGUCCACAUUUUGACAAAGUCUUUUGAGAUAAAGCUUUGAAACUUUCAACACUUGUUUACCAUCACCAUGUCCAGUUAUAGGCAAGAGUACAUAACUCUGUCAAGCAUUUUGACUGAAUUAUGGCCCCUUUUGACUUAGAAAUCUUGGUUAAGUUUUUCGUACCAGUUCAUAUUUUGACAAAGUCUUCUGAGAUAAAGCUUUGAAACUUUCAACACUUGUUUACCAUCACCAUGUCCAGUUGUAGGCAAGAGUACAUAACUCCAUCAAGCAUUUUGGUUGAAUUAUUGCCCCUUUUUGACUUAGAAAUCUUGGUUAAGUUUUUCGUACCAGUCUACAUUUUGACAAAGUCUUUUGAGAUAUAGCUUUGAAACUUUCAACACUUGUUUACCAUCACAAUGUCCAGUUGUAGGCAAGAGUACAUAACUCCAUCAAGCAUUUUGGCUGAAUUAUGGCCCCUUCUGACUUAGAAAUCUUGGUUUUUUCAUACCUGUUUAUAUUUUGUGUAAAGUGUUUGACAUAUGGCUUUGAAACUUUUAUAUCUUGUUCAGUAUUAUAGUCUCUAUCAAUAGGCAAGAGUACAUAACUCUGUCAUUAUUUUUUGGCUGAAUUAUGGCCCUUUUUGAACUUGGAAAUUGGUUCUGUUUUCGUAUAUAUCCAUGUUUUGUCAAGACUAUUUGACAUAUGGCUUUUAAACUUUAGACACUUGUUUGUCAUUAUGAUUUCCAUCUGUAGGCAAGAGUACAUAACUCUGACAACUAUUUUGGCUGAAUUAUGGCUCUUUUUGGACUUUGAAAUUUUUGUCAAAACGGUUUGAACUGUGGCUUUGAAACUUUUAAGACUAGUAUAUCAACAUGAUUUCCAUCUAUGACAAGUGUACAUAACUCUGUCAACUAUUUUGACUGAAUUAUGACCCUUUUUGGACUUGAAAAUUAGUUAAAUUUUUCAUACAAGUCCAUAUUUUGCCUAACAUAUAACUUAACAUAUUUGCCAUCAUGGUCACACAUUGCCAUUUAGUGCAAGACUAAUCGAAAUCCACAAAUACAGGAACAUGUUUUGUUUAAUCCCUUUUUUUCUUUUGUCUGAAAAUCUACAGAAAUAUUUUGACCCCAUUCUUCAAUCAAUUCUUCGAAUAGUCGAGCGCGCUGUCAUCCGACAGCUCUUGUUUCUAGAUAUGAUUUCUUAUUUCCAGGAAACUUUAGGCUAUUGAGAUAAACUUUUCAGAAAAGUCAAAAAUAUCAGGAUAAUUCCUGAAAGUAUGGAAGAAGCUAUCUAGCUAUUAAAUAGCAGCUGUGGGCACUUAGGCAAACGCUUCAUGAUAAUGUAAAUUGUCGCAAUAAUAUUUCCAGGAAACUUUUAACUAUCGAGAUAAUUGUUUCAGAAAGCUUUGGUUAUCAAGAUAAUUUUUUUAAAGUAUCGCGAUAGUUACCUAGCUAUCUCGUGGCAGAAAUAUGCUACCAUAGUUUACAGACAGGAAGGUUAUGUUUGGACUAAAAUACUCGUCAUAAACCAGUUAAGGUUUGCUAAUGAGAUUACAACGUUACAACGAAAGCACACCGGAAGUUUGUGUACUCCAUAUUAUAUAAUGUAAAUGACACUUUAAUUGAGUGUUAGUGUAGUAGUUUGUAUCCUGUGGUAAACUUACAUUAAAGGUCCAAUACUAAGGAAAGUGAACAUUUUAAUUUCUUUUAAAAAGCACAGAAAUUAUUUCAUUUUAUUGGAAAAUGAAAGUUGGUAUGUAGAAAUUCGAAAUAAAUCGCAGUAUAUGUACAAUUAUUUUUCUAUGAAGUAUGAAGAAAGUUAAAAAGACCUGGGGGUCAUUCUGUCGAUUCAUUGAAAUUUCAACGUAAUACACAUACGUUUCUCUGAGUUCCAAAGACCUUCUGUAAAUUUUGACCUGCCAAUCUUCAUUAUUUAGUGUCUUGCAGAAGUCUAUGCACUGGCUAUGAAAAAAAUUGCCAACUCACUUUCCCUUAGUAAUGGACCUUUUAGGCCAAAAGUAAAUUAUUAUUUCUUUGUAGUGCCGGAUAUGAGGAUGAAAAGAGUAGAUCAAAAUUUUGACACGUAUAAUGCAUUCUUUAUUGACCUUUUGGUUGUCGGGUGUACAUUUUUAAAAAUGUUUCAUGUUGCGAAAGAAGUCUAACAUAUAAAAAUGAUAAAAUUUACGGCUAACAAACGUUUCAGUGAAGUGGUGAUAUUUAUGAUCAUUACGAUUAAAUUCCGGGACCCGUUUAAAGUGAAGUGUAUUAUUAUGAUAGUUAGACAUUUAAAGCGAUAUCUUUGCCUUCUAGCACGUGUUAAUACUCUAUUUAUAAGCAUAAUUUACAUGAACUGUUUUAGUAAAAAUAGUUGAAAGUGUUCAUUUUAAGCUCACCUGAAACUUUUGAUACGAAGUGUUUCAGAUUGAACUCUUAGUGUUGGUGGUUGAUCCGUCAUCAGUUGUCCGUCUUCAGUAAUCUUAUUAUUGAUACUCUAUAGAUAAAAGUUUUGACCAAAUCUUUAUGAACCUUAGUUCGAAACUACAAACCUUUAGAGGCUUCAUUUUCUGCCUAAUCUACAUGAAACUUAGUCAGUUUUUCAAAACUUUGUUAUAUAUAUUAAAACUGGAUCACUUGUUCAAAUUAAUCAUAGAUAUAUCAUAUUAAUUCUAGGAGGUUUCAGCUUGUAAAUAAUUUAGAUGAAAUCUGGAUUUGCCUGCAGUCUCAAAAACUGGGUCACCUCGGGAAAGUAACUAGGUCACUAGGUCAGAUAGUAGAAAAACAUUAUUAAGAAGUUAAAAGUAGUAUUUUAUCUGAUUUUUGAAAAUUUCUUUUUGUAAUUAAGCUUUAACUUUAUAUCUCAUAGUAAUAAUACAUAUACUCAUAUGGGCGAUGUAGGGCUGUAAUGGCCAUCCUAAGCGUUAUACAGUUAAACCUGUGAUUAAGUUCUCCUGUGAACACAGACUACUUGCAUCAAGGACCACCCCAGGUUUCGUUUCCGACUUAAAUGUAUGCAGUGCGUUUUAAAGUAUGAAUGCAGUCAACUUGAAAAUAAUGACAACUUUUUAAGUCAUGUGACUGUAUCCUGUUACAUUAUACAUAUUACCUGUGUAUAAACAAUGCACUUUCUUGUGAAAGGGCCCAAAAGUGGUUGUUGUAUACAAGUGGUCUUUAUUCCCACAUAUAAACACACUGUAAAUAUUUAAAUCGUAACUGAAUGGUUCGGUCUUUAAAGUUCUUUAGUUCGCAGAAGGUCUUUAACAUAGGUUUGAUUAUUUUGUUAUGACAUGACUGUGUUCCUUAUAAAUGGGGUUCAUUGUAAAGUGUACUGAUGUUGUGUUCGGUACAUGCACUUAAAAAAUUUCUAACGCAACACUUAGUAUAUACCAAAUAUUCUUUUAAACUGAAUUUACAUAGUUUUUGGAAGACGUCGUAUUUUAACAAAAGUAGUUUAACUUCUCAUGUAUAGCUGGACAAAUAUAUUGUUUUGUUUUGUUCUGAUUUAUUGUCCUAAAAAGCUCUUUCAUAACUUCAUUACAUUCUGCUGCUGAAAUUUGGAUACAUAGAAAUUAUUGUUCUGAAGGCGUGCUUAUUUUGGAAAGUUUAUUCUGCUCUUGGUAACUUUGAAGAUGUUGACAAAAUAACUAGUGUUGCGUGAUAAGUUUGGUUAAAUAUAUUAUUAUAUAUAUAUACUAUACAGGUGCGCCACUGAAGGCAUUGGUGGUUCUUUUGUAAUAUUAUACAUGUGCAAAUGUUAUAAGGUAUUUACACUGCAGUUUUAUUUUAUACGUCAAGGUAUUGCUUUUUUUGUUAUAUUUUUUUUCAGUCAUUUUGUAAAUUUUAUAUAUAAGUGUUCAUGGUUAUAAUUUAAAAAUGACCCAUAUGUCUAGAUCUGCAAAACACUCCAAUAAUAUAUGUACAUGCAUUUUAUAUUGUUGAGGCGUUUACUGUAAUAGUGAAUAAACUAUUGAAUGAG